AUGAAGAGUGUCAAUGUUGUUGAGAGUUCCCUUAACUCACUUUUCUAUACAUGGUUCAUGGACAUGAUUUUUGAUGAAUUUAGAGAGGGCAAGAUCAACAUAGAUAAGACCUUAAAGCUGCUCAACAAGUUUGAAGUCUCUUACGAUUAUGUUCAUGUGAAAAAAGUUUUUAAGAAAAAUGACAAACAGAAGUCUGGACUUAUUACCAUGGAAGAUUUCAGAGCAAUAUACCGAAUGCUUCUUCACAGACCAGAACUGGUUGAACUUUUCAACAGCUACUCGGCAAACAAAAAAGUUCUAUCACCAUCAAAUCUAGCUGAAUUUCUCAAAAAGGAGCAAUUUGAGCUUAAUGCGAAUGAAGGAAGGGCUGUUUCGCUCAUUAAUCGAUACGAACCCAUUAAUGAAGCAAGAAGCCAGAAGGAGAUGACCAUCGAAGGCUUUAUACGAUAUAUGCUGUCAGAAGACUGCGGUAUAUUCAAAGUGGAGAACAAAAUGGUUUACCAAGAUAUGAAUCUCCCGCUGUGCGAUUACUUCAUAUCGUCUUCACACAACACUUACCUUAUCCAGGAUCAGCUAAUAGGGCCAAGUCAUCUGUGGGGCUAUGCCAAUUCCCUUAGAAGGGGAUGCCGCUGCGUGGAGAUUGACUGCUGGGAUGGACCAAAUAAUGAGCCAGUGGUUUAUCAUGGACAUACUCUGACAAGCAAAAUUACCUUCCAGAAUGUCAUCAAUGUUAUACAAAAACAUGCGUUUGAGGCUUCAGAUUACCCCAUCAUUUUGUCACUGGAAAAUCACUGCAGCCCUCCACAGCAGGAAAGGAUGGCAGCUCAUCUUCUCGACAUCCUCCGGGAUAGUUUGUGUACUACAACCAUUGACAAUGCUGUGCCAUCAGAGUUACCCUCCCCAGAGCAAUUGAAAUUAAAGAUCCUGAUCAAAAAUAAGAAAGCUGGAUCACUCCAAGACACCCUUAAUCGGAGGGGUCAGGCAUACCAGGGCCUUACAGAAGAAACCGAGGAUACCCUGGAGUCAGAGGAUGAAGAUGAUGAAGGUGCUGGACAUGUGCUAAAGAAAGCACUCAUUCGGAAGCCCAUUAAAAAAGACAAGGACAAGGGCCAUAAAGUCAAAGUGGCUUUACUCCUUUCUGAACUCGUGAUUUAUACUGCUUCUCGGAAGUUUGUCAGCUUUGAGGAUUCCAAAGAGAAGCAGAAAUGCUACCAGAAUAAUUCCAUCGGAGAAGUGAAAGGUCAGAAGCUCAUCAGCCGGAGAGCCCCUGAUUUUGUCUCACACACAGUCCGCUUCCUUACAAGAAUCUAUCCCAAGGGAACCAGAACAGACUCUUCAAAUUAUGAUCCUCAAGAAUUUUGGAAUGUCGGAAGCCAGCUGGUUGCCUUAAAUUUCCAAACACCGGGUGUGCAGAUGGAUUUACUCAUUGGAAAAUUUUUGGACAAUGGAGGCUCUGGUUACCUUGUGAAACCAGAAUUCUUAAGAAGAAGAGACUCUGCUUUUGACCCAUUUAACGUUACCGAUAGGUAUAAUCCCAUUACGCUAACAAUAAAGGUAAGACAGUUUCAUGGAAACUUCAACCUAUCUAAGGAACAAUUCCUUGAUCUUAUGAACUCAGCUACCACUAAAACAUUUGACUAGAAAAGUCUGAGAAAGGAUCAUGUGAUCAAGUCUUCCACUUUGAACCCUAGAUGGAAUGAGACAUUCACCUUUACUGUCCAAGUUCCAGAUCUUGCCUUAAUACGCUUUGUGGUAGAAGAUCAGAUGGCAGUUCUUGCCAAUGACUUCCUUGGCCAAUUUACUUUGCCACUUUUGAGCAUGAAUAAAGGUUAUCGCCAUGUUCCAUUGGUCUCCAAACUUGGAGUUACCCUCAAGCCUGCCUCCCUGUUUGUCUACAUAUGGUACUUUCAACAGUAA
Molecule: messenger RNA, 1917 nt
Organism: Notechis scutatus (mainland tiger snake)
Lineage: Eukaryota; Metazoa; Chordata; Lepidosauria; Squamata; Elapidae
Source: RefSeq, a predicted model, not a curated record